Messenger RNA from Closterium sp. NIES-65, 5535 nucleotides. The record is from the annotation of a GenBank genome assembly. NCBI's taxonomy places the organism in Eukaryota, Viridiplantae, Streptophyta, Zygnematophyceae, Desmidiales, Closteriaceae.
AUGUGGGACGUUGUACAGAAGCCUGGGAUAGGUGCUACUGCUUCUGCUGUCGCCGGUGCUAGCGGUGAUGGUGAUGGGAGGCACCAAGGGGACGCAGCAGCAGCUCAGGCACGAUCGGAAGGGUUUGAUGCAGGUGGUAACAAGCGGAUGUUGGAGGAGCAGCGGGCGGCAGGGUGGGCGGCAGUGUGGGUGGCGGCAGUCAAGAUUGCCAGUCAGCUGGUGGUGACGUGGAAAGAUAUGCGACAGCUAGUGCUGGCCAUCCGAGCCAUUCUCUCUUCCACCCUUGGCUCCAGGCGACCUCUUCUCUCGCUACCUUCUACCCUGCCCUCCCUGGUAGCAUCGGAAUCGCCUGCAGCAGUGGCAGCAUCUGCGGCGCUCCUGUCGUCGCCUGACCUCCUCUCGGUGGUCCGGGAGGCUGCUGCUGCGGUCCCUCCAGGCCAGGUGCCGAGCCUGCUGCUUAGCUUCGGGGAGGAGCAGGUUAUGCUGGUGGUUGGUUGGGAGGGUGACACUGAGGGAGGGAGAAAGAAAGAGGAAAUGGAGGGUGUGGGAUGGGGCGAGGAGGAGAAACAGAAGGGGAGGAAGGCAAAGAAGGGGAAGGCUGACCAGGUGGUUUCUCAGGUGAAAAAUCAGAUGCAGGGAGCACAGGAUAGGCUCACCUGGGCGGCUUCCAGCUUCGUUGCUACAGUGCUCCGCAGCCUGCCUGUUGCACUGGGAACCGCCAUCCAGGUGGACGGCAACGUCUGUCGUCUAGUGCAGUCCCUUGGGCGCCUCUCGUUCCCGCUCCCGCUCGAUCCUGCUGUAAGCGUGCCAGGCUCGUCAGAAACUGGCUCGGCAGAGUUAGGUUCGGCAGGGACAGGUUCGGCAGGGGAGGUUGCUGGAGCUGCUGCUUUGGAGCAGCCUGCUUCCAGAUGGCGGUUUGUGAUUGGCUGGCUGAACCGAGUGAUGAAUGGAAAGGCAGAGGAGGAACAAGAGCAGCAGCAGGACGAAGAGGAUCAGCAAGGGGAGGAAAGCAGAGAGCUGCUUCGGCUGCGCUUCCUGACCCUCUCUGCUGCUACCACUGCCCUCUCCUCCCUCUCCCCGGUGCUGCCUCUGGGUGCGAGCAGUGCGGGUGGUAAGAGUGGCGGACUGUGGGGAGAGACGGAGGCAGCAGCAGAGGCGGGGAAGGGGAGGAAGAAGGUGAAGCGGGGAGGAGCAGAGGGAGCGCGGGGUGUGGGGGAAGAUGGAGCGGUGGGGAGUGGUGUUGGUGCGCUGGCUGCUGCUGUUGCCCAUGAGCUGUCGUUCGGGUGUGUGGGGGCGGGAGAGGGGCGGAGCCGGUGGGUGGUGAUGGGGAGAGAAACAGGCGGGAAAGGGGACGCCGGAGCAGGAAGGAAGGAGGAAAAGCACGAGGGAAGCGAUAGGGAGUUUGUGCUGCUGCUGCUCGCCCUCGCUGCUAGGGAGGUGCUUGGUGGUGCAGGAGGUGUUAAGGAGGUGGCGGGGGGUGCAGAAGGGAGGGCUGUGGCGGCGCUACGGAAUCCUGUGUUCUUCGAGAUUGAGGUGAGUGGCGUCUGGUUUGAUGGGUCCCCUCUGUCCUCCCUUGCUGCCUCCUCUGCUCUCCCUCUCUGGAUCCCCCGCUGCCCCUCUGGUGGUUUGAGAGGGACGGCUGUGGCGGCUUUGAGGUCGUUUUUGAGGCGCCUCAAAAUCGUCCCCGCUGCCCUCUGGUGGUUUGAGAGGGACGGCUGUGGCGGCUCUGGCGGCGCUGCGGAAUUCCGUGUUCUAGAUCAGAAUCACCCUUCUCCGUUUUCUCUCCCUCCACCAAUCCCUCUCUCAUCCCUCGCCUUCCGAACCAAGUUGCCCCGAGCCUGGUCUGGUCUGGUGCCGAAGCUGCUACCAUGGCUGGUGGUAGGCUCGGUGGGAGCAGGUGCUGUGAAGCGAUGGGAACAGCAGGAGGGACGGAAAGGGGAGGAGAUGGCAUGGGCUGGGGGGGCAUUGCGGGAGGGUGGAGGGGCAGUGCGAGAUGGGGGAGGAAUGGGGGAUGGGGAGGCAUGGGAAGCGAUGGAAUGGGUUGGGGUGGCCAUGGGGGGUGGGGAGGCAUUGGGGGUUGAGGAAUCAUGGGAAGCGAUGGUGGCGGCGAGUGGAGCAGCAGUGGGCAUGGCAGUGCAUGCAGUCAUGAUGGAUGGUGGGGAGGAGGGGAGCAAGGAGAGGGGCGAGGAGGAAGGCAAGAAUUCAGAAGGGAGGGAAGAAGCUAUGGAUGAUGCAGAUGAUGCGGAUGGUGCGGAUGGUGUGGAUGGUGCGGAUGGUGUGGAUGGUGCAGGUACAGAUGUGGAUACUGCCAUCGCCCGUCUGUCUCGCUCCCAUCCCGAGACUGCCACAGCUCUCAUCUCCUCCGUUGAGAUCCUCGCCUGGGUCCCCCGCUGCAACCCCACUCCUACUGCUGCUGCAUCAGCUGUAACAGCUGUAGCAACAGCAGCACCAGCAUCUGUAGCACCAGCUGCUGCUGCUGCUGCGGAGGCGUCUGCAGCGGCUGUAGCGGCGGCUGUGAGCUCGGGAGCGCUGUGGGAGAUGGCAGCUGUAGCAGACGGAUUGAGCCAUGCUGGCGAUGAGUUAGCAGCACCGGCUGUAGCGCGUGCUACAGUGGGUUCGGCUACAGCUGUUGGUGAGGUGGGCAGUGAAGGGUCAUUGCUGGCACGAUGGGGUGGUAAGAUCCCUGCCACGUGGCGUGCUCUAAUUGGCUGCCUGGAGCCUGCUGUUGAAGGGGCGUUGAGGGGGAUGCUGGGGGAGAGUGAGAAGGGGAGAGAGGAGGGAGGAGGAGAAGGAGAGGAAAAGGAGGUGGGAGGAGAAUACAUGGAGGAUGGUUUGGAUUGGCUGCCGCUGCAUGGACUGGGGUUUGAUGUGGCUAAGGAUGGUGGUUUGGAUGCUGUGCGUGGUGGGGAUGUUGGUGGUGAUGGGGAUGGUAUUGGUGAUGUGAAGGGGAUAGGUGGGGAUAGGGUGGAGGAAGAUGAGGAGGUGAGUGAUAAAGAGGAGAGCGAGGAAGAGGAAAGUGAGGCUGAGGACGAUGAUGGUGAGGAGAAUGAGAGUGAGGACAGUAAGGAAGAGAGUGAAGAAGAGGAGGGUGAGGAAGAGAGUGAAGAAGAAAGUGAGGAAGAGAGUGAGGGGAGUGAGGAGAGUGAGGAGAGUGAGGAGGAGAGUGAGGAGGAGACUGGGGAUGAGAUGGAAGUGGAUGGAGAUGCAAGUGCCAGCAAGCGGGGGAAGAAGCCACGUCCCCAGUCACCUUUGAGUCGACUCAAACGUCCCCAGUCACCUUCCAAGACAGAGAGAGGAGCAGCAGGAGGAGCAGGAGAAGUGGGACGAAGAGGAGAAGGUGCAGAGUGGGAGGAGAGCUGGUUACGCAGUUACCACCUUCCAGACUCACAGAAACACGCCCUCCGUCGCCUCCUUACAAGCGCAUCCGACUGUGUCACAGCAGCCCACCUGUUCUCUGCUGCCGCUGCUGCGCUGCAUCUCAGGUGCGCCCUAGUCAUGACCGAGGGGGAUAAGGAACCGCCCAGAGAAGGUGGAAUGGAGAAGGCGGCACAGUCGGCUCAAGAGGGAGGAAACGGGCUUGGGAGAAGAAAAGAGAGGAGGGGAAAACGGGGUGCACAGGUGAAGGGAGAGGAGGAGGGAGGGGAGGAGCAUGAGGAGGAGAAAGAGAAGGAGCAAGAGGAGGAGGAGGAGGAAGAGGAGCGGAGAGUUGUGGGAGGAGAGCAGCUAGAAGCACAGAAGAGGUACGUCCUGUCGCGUGCGUUUGUUGAGAGCGCCGUGCAGCCCAGGCUUGCGUCCGCCCUCUUCAUUCUCCACCACGCCUCCCUGCUGCUGCGAGUGGAUGCCCAAGCGGCACCUCCAACGCCCUCUUCUGAACUCGCCACAGCUGCCGCAGCUGCCGCAGCUGUCACAGCUGUCACAGCUGUCACAGCUGCUACAGCUGCUACAGCUGCUGCAGUGUCCACAGGAGUGGCGGCACCGGGACCGAAAGAAGCAGGUGGUGGUUCUGCCUCAGUCCCAGCUGUGCUGCGCUCUGCAGCGCCUCUCCUCCUGGCGGUGCUGCAAUUCACACAGGUCGCUGGCACGCGCAUGCUUCGCUGCGUAUCUCCCCACCCCCCCGCCUCCGCCUUCCGGCGAAUCGUGCGAGUCCACCUGGCGCUCCUCUCCGCCCUCUCCUUACAGUCACAGUCACUGUCACUUUCUGCAGGAUCAGCAGCAGCGGAAGUAGAGGCAGCACGGCAAGUGGUGGCGUCGCUGGUGCAAGCCACAGACGGGGCGUUGAAGCAGUUUGUGCAGUGGGCGUGGCACGGGUGGGUGGCAGUGGUCUUCCGCACCUGCAGGCACGAGCUCGCCUUGCACGUGGAGGGGGGCGCUGGAGGAGGGUGGGCAGGGCUGGGAGAAGGGGAAAGGGGAGGCGAGAGGGGAGAGGAGAGAGGAGAGGCGAGGCUGCAGGCGAGGGCUGGGGCCAGCGGGCAAAGCACGUAUAUCAAGGGGAGUGCUGCUCAUGCAGAAGGGGACCUCUCAACGGAGUUUGGCAGCUCAGCAGGAUUGGAGAACGGUCCAAUAGGGUUGGAUGCGGUGGCAGUGCUGGCAGAGAAGCUCAUUCACAGCUGCCCCAGCGGCCAGUCGCUGCACUUCCUUGCUGCCCGCUCGCCCCUCCUCGCCUCCCUACUCUUCAAAGCCAUUACCUCCUACACACACUCUCAUCUCUAUCCAUCCUCCGACUCCUCCGCCUUUCACGUGCCCUCGGUACCCGCACUCGCUCCCUCACUCUUUCCUUGGCUCAACCUCUCACCCGCUCCUUCCAUUACUCCUGCCAGUUUUUUCACCAUCUGCCAUCACAGCCUGUCAGCUCUCACGACUCUCGCUGCCCGGAGCGCAAUUUUCCCUUUUCGGGCAGGCCACGUCAGCCUGGGUCUCGCCUGCCCGAACCUCAUUCUGCCCUCCAUUGCAGCUUCUCCUGAUUCGCUCGUUGGCAUGGGCCUGGGCGAACGGGCGGCGUUGUUUGUUGGUUUCUGCCAGCUGCUUUGUGCUAUCAUUCCCACGGCUGCCAGCUGUGCGCUGUGGCUGAGACGGGUGUAUGAUGAGGUAUCGGAGCAGCGUACCACGCUCAGCAAGAUCUGUCCGCUGCUAUUGGCAGACUACAUCAUCGCCAUCACCACCACUGCCACCGUCGCCACCGCCUCACCCACCACUCCAGCAGCAGCUCUGCUCCAGCAGCUUCAGUCGCCCUUCACCACUGCUAGCUUCGAUCCCAUCAGCCCUGGAGCUGGUGUUGGUCAGCAGAGCAACCAACAGCAGCAGCAGGUUAUCGGAUUGCCCAGCACUGUGGAAGCAGCGUUGGAGCCAGGGGCGUUCGCGCUUAUGGAUGUGUGCGCACCGCACGACCUGCAGUUCCUGCACAUGGCGCUCGGAUCAGUGUCUCCUUUAUCCUCCCCUUCACCGUAUUAUCCCCCUGCAGGUCAUUCCCGAAGGGCCGCUCUUGCCCGCUUGAAGCAAAGCUAUGACGAAUCUUACAAGUACGAGGGCAAGGUGUAG